UUACAGCUUUGACUUGAAUAAAAAAAAUAUUUUAUUGUUUUUAGGUGAUGCAUUUUUUGCGCUUUAAAUAAAGUGGAGGUAAAUAGAGAAUGAUAUACUAUAAAUAUAUAUAAUGAAUUGUGGGCAUAUUGUGUUGAAGAGGAAGAGAAGAACAAGAAAGCUGUUGCUGAAUUGGAGAAGUGGAAAUCGCCAAAUCUUCAUAGCUUGAAUAAUACUUGCUCAGAUUUCCCUUUUAACUUCACGCAUAUACUAUUACUGUUGAAGAAUAAUGGUUUAUCAUUGAUGUCAAAGGCAUACAAGCAUUUCUUACAUUGUUGUAUUCUUGCCUUGGAUGUGGCGAACAUAUCUAUUUGGAGUCUGGGUUGGUACAUACACCUGUACUUCCUUUUUCACAUAGUUGUGUCAAAAUGCGUGCUCUUAAAGGCUGCUUUAGCUUGAAGAAAUCCAUAAAGCAAGAAGGGUAUGAGGAUCUUAUCAUACUUGCUUCUGAAACACCAUUUACUGUAAAUGAAAUUGAGGCUUUGUAUAAUCUAUUCAAGAAGCUGAGCAGUACCAUGAUUGAUGAUGGUCUUAUUCACAAGGAAGAAUUCCAACUUGCACUUUUCAGAGAUAGCAGUAAGCAGAAUCUUUUCACAGAUAGGGUGUUUGAUCUUUUUGAUGUCAAGCGCAAUGGGGUAAUUGAAUUUGGAGAAUUUGUUCGGUCAUUAAGCGUCUUCCACCCGAAUGCUUCUGAAGCAGACAAAACUGCAUUUGCAUUUAGAUUGUACGAUCUACGGGGAACUGGCUACAUUGAGCGUGAUGAGUUGAAGGAGAUGGUAUUGGCUGUUCUGAGUGAAUCCGAUAUGUUACUUUCCGAUGAUGUUGUCGAAUCUAUUGUAGACAAGACAAUGGCCGAAGGAGAUUCAAAAAGAGAUGGAAAGAUUGAUUUAGAAGAAUGGCAGGAAUUUGUGGCGAAGAAUCCAUCUCUUAUAAAGAACAUGACUCUACCAUAUCUUAAGGAGCUAACUGUAGCAUUUCCCAGCUUUGUGCUGAACACUGAAAUUCCAGAUUCCGGACUAGACGUAGUUGCCAUUAAAGACACUAGAAGGUAUCAAAUUCUCCUCCGAAAGGAGAAAAAUUUGAGCGAAGAAGUGGCAUGAACAUGAACAAGGAACCAAGAAUUCUCUAGAGAUGCCCUUAGUGCAACGAAUUAAAGCAAAGGGAUGUCUUGUCUACUGCUAUUAAGCCCCAAGUCAAAAAAAAUCUGUUUCUACUGUUUUGUCUAUAUGGCUUAUCUUGCUAAUAUUCAUUCACUCAUUCCAGGCAUAUAUUUGCUCGGACAUGCGAACAUAAAAUAUUCAUACAACUAAAACUGCUGUCCUUUUGUAAGCUGAGAUAUUCUAAGGCUUAUUUUCAUCCAUAAGAAACUGCUGUCCAGGCUUUUAUAAUUUACAUGUAAGAGCUCCAUGAUGCUAUUUAAGAAAGUCAUGUUCAUGUCUGAAGUUUUCAAGCA
Molecule: messenger RNA, 1492 nt
Organism: Ricinus communis (castor bean)
Lineage: Eukaryota; Viridiplantae; Streptophyta; Magnoliopsida; Malpighiales; Euphorbiaceae
Product: calcineurin B-like protein 7
Exons: 10
Coding region: 408-1139 (243 amino acids)
Biological process (GO): calcium-mediated signaling
Molecular function (GO): kinase binding; calcium ion binding
Source: RefSeq, a predicted model, not a curated record